AUGGUGGAUUUCUCGUCUAACGGCUCUCUAUCAACAAAGACCAUUGAUGAAACGUUGAAAUUAUUUGAGACGGUGGCUACUACUUCAGCCAUGUUGGAGGAAGCACCCAAACUUCUCUUGAGCUACGCCAAAUUCUUGAAGGGCAUCCCAUCUAAUAAACGCAAGCUAGAGGAAUAUGAAACCAUGAAGUUGACUGGGGAAUGUAUUGCCAGAAUCCAGAGAAAGCUACUUCCAAAGUUAAAAGACUUAAGGAGUUCUACUAUACCUUGCACUAUUGGAGAUUGUUAUUUUGAUAAAGCCUUAUGCGAUUUAGGUGCAAGUUUUAAUUUGAUGCCACUUUAUAUUUUCAGGAAACUCGAAUUAGGUGAAGCUAAAGCAACUACGAUAACUUUACAGCUAGCUAAUCGAUCCCUUACUCAUCUAAUAGCAAUCAUUGAAGAUGUAUUGAUUAAAGUGGAAAAAUUCAUUUCUCCAACUAAUUUUCUCAUUCUUGACAUGGAGGAAGACCAAGAUGUUCCACUCAUAUAG
Messenger RNA from Olea europaea var. sylvestris, 528 nucleotides. RefSeq lists its product as uncharacterized. The transcript has 3 exons. Bases 1 to 528 code for a protein of 175 amino acids. Lineage: Eukaryota; Viridiplantae; Streptophyta; Magnoliopsida; Lamiales; Oleaceae. The record is from RefSeq and is a predicted model, not a curated record.